AUGUCUCUGCCCACCGCACCCAAGGAUAUCAGCGACCAUCCGGUAGCGGGCUCGGUCACCGACCCCGUCAACAAAGCAGAUAAGGACGCCGACGUCGAUCGCAAGAUUCGUCUAUUCGGCGUCAUCUCAGCUUUCAGAGCAGGACGAGUCCCAUCCAACACCCAGAUAGACCAGACCCUCAAAUACGUACUCGAUAACUCCCCGGUCGACGUCACCGCCCUGUCUCAUGACGGCCGAAAACUCAUCUCAGAUACGCGCGAUAUCAUAGAAACGGCUAGGCUGAUGGUGCAGGAGAAAAACGCCGAUGAGCUAUUUCAGAACUUCCUAUGGCAUACACGCGAUGUGACUGUCGAGGGCGCAAAAAAGGACCCCAAUGAAGUCCUACCGGUGGAUAAAGAGAAGGCUAUUCAGGACGGACAACAAGCUGUACAACACCUCAGAACGAUUUUGUCCCUUGUCCUCACCAACUCCGAAGUCAGAAAGCUGCUCACCGACUUUUCGUUAAUGGGAAGAGAUUUGCUGGCUCGUGGGGCCGCCAAGGCUGCUGAUUCCCUGCGACCAGACGAAGAGCGACUCGCUCGUGUCGACGCGAGUGCGCCAAACGACCAAUUCAUCACCGAGGGGGGCCGUGUUGCCGGUCCAAACGAAACACCUGUACUCGAAGCCAGGAUUCCUGGUACCGAUGCCACCGUAACUCAGCAUCCUAAGGAGCCAUUAGGCAACGGCGCAAAGGUCAAAACCUCCGAUGGAACAGUGAAGUCGGGCGACCAGGCGAUGCGUGAAGCCGGAGCCCAGGCCGAUCAACUCAAAGCUGAGGGCAAGGCAAAGGCCGCUGCAGAAAGGGACGACAUGGCCGCGCGAGCUGACGGCGUCCAGGAAGGUGGGGAAACCACUGAAGUCAAGAAACAGAGCCUCAUGGACAAGAUGCGUGGCUAUCGAGAUGGCCUGACCGACAAGAUUCCUCAAGAACACAAAGACAAGGCUAACGACAAAUUCGACCGUACCAAGCACUUCCUGACUGAGGAGUACUUCCCUGAAGAGCGCCGCGAUCAAUUCAUUUUCCGUGGGAAGAAGGUCAUAAUCGAGUGCCAGAAGCACGAUGACUACCAAGAGUCUAUCCGAUGGCUCUUAAACUAUUUGGAAGAGUACGUCGGCCAUGCCAGGACUGUGGGCGAGCAUGGAAAGGAUAGCGGUGCCAAGCUUACAUCGGAUGCCUCCUUGAAGCAAUCUGUCAACGAAUUACGCACCUUAUUGGAACGAUUCGCCAAUGGCAGGACUACCGCUGAUAUUGUGGAUUCUAUCAACACUUUGAUCGAUGACACCAGGCGAGACCCCGAGUUGCGGGCAUGGUUUACAAACAUGGACGCAUAUAUGCGCAAGGUCCUACUUGAACCAGGGUACGUUCUUGAGCCGGAUUGCAACAAUCAAGCUAGGCGACUUCGCGAUGACGGACGUGUCUUCUACGAUGAUAAGUACAAAGGUCACUUCGACAACCUCUUCCGCACUGUCGGCGAUUGGUUCAAAGCUAUGGGCGAUGAUCCCUUGAACAAGAGAUUCGGUGAAGAUUGGGCACGCUUGACAAAAGACUUGUUGUUCGACAGCGAGGGAAGCCUUAAGUUCAAGCCUCACUUGUGGAAUGAUAUCCGAAAGGUCAUCGUCCCCACUCUCGUCGAUAAGGUCGGCUACGUCCCGAUUCCCCGCAUCGAGUACACAGACGAGAACCUUGACCUCGUUGUUGAGAAUCUCACACUCUCGGGCCGCAAUCUUUUCCCCAACGUAGUAUCCUUCGAGGCCCACAACUUCGUCAAGUUUAGCCCGUACAAUGCCAUCAGCGACGAAAAUCAUCACGAAUUCACUUUGACUUUGGGACAAAUACAAGCGGACAUGCGCGACGUUGCUUUCUAUUUCCGCAAGAAGUCCGGAAUCCCCAAGUUGAUGGACAGCGGCCUCGCCGACGUUGUCCUAGGUGGGAACGGUCUCACUGCCUCCAUCCACCUCGCGUCUGCAGACAAGGAUAAGUCAUCAGUGUUCAAAGUGAAGAAUGUCCAUGUCAAAGUCGACACUCUCAAAUUCUCUAUUCGGGACUCCAAGCACGAUUUCUUGUACAAAACACUGCGGCCUUUAGCUACGGGCCUUGUCAAGAAACAGAUACAGAAGGCUAUCGCCGACGCCAUCACGACCGGGAUGGAGUAUGUUGAUGGGCAACUUGUUGCUGUCCGUGAUCGCAUGCAGGAAGCUAAAGAAACUGACGGCGAGUCACGGACACAAGUGCUACAGGAUCUCUUCAAACGCAAGCAGGAAGAGGCGUCUGUCAAAUCUCAUGAAAAGAACUCGCAGUUCAAGGUUGUAUCCAACAAGCGAGACUCCGUCCUCGCGAAUACUGGCCAUCCCGCCGGUUGGGUCAAUAGAACCGCUGAGCGUGAAGAGAAAGCCGUCCAGGGUACAGAAUGGAGGAGUGAAGCGUUCACUAUUGUUUAA
Molecule: messenger RNA, 2478 nt
Organism: Pleurotus ostreatus (oyster mushroom)
Lineage: Eukaryota; Fungi; Basidiomycota; Agaricomycetes; Agaricales; Pleurotaceae
Exons: 16
Coding region: 1-2478 (825 amino acids)
Molecular function (GO): lipid binding
Source: RefSeq, a predicted model, not a curated record